AUGAAAGAAAGCAGUCAAAAGAAACUGACAAAGAGAGGCAAAUCAGACUUCAACAAGCUAGUGAAAAUAAAAAAAAGAAAGCAGUCAGAGGAAACUGACAGGCUUCAAAAAUUAAGUGAGUCAAGUAAACUGAAACGCUCAGAGGAAACUUACAACAAACAACAAAUUAGACUUCAAAAGGAUAGCGAGUUUAAAAAAAGAAAGCGGUCAGAGGAAACUGACACCAACAGACAAAUUAGGCUUGAGAAAGAUGGACUUAAUAAAAAAAGCGGGCAAAAAAAGUUUCACAGCCUCAACAUGAAAUAUUAA
Messenger RNA from Paramuricea clavata, 309 nucleotides. NCBI's taxonomy places the organism in Eukaryota, Metazoa, Cnidaria, Anthozoa, Malacalcyonacea, Plexauridae. The record is from the annotation of a GenBank genome assembly.